AUGGCCGGCCUGGUGCGCUCGUGCUCCCGGGCGAAGAUCUUGCCCGUCACCACGGGGAUCAUCCGCAACGCGGGCACCUGCCUCGCGCUCGAGCACGGCUGCAUGACGGACGCGCGCGCCGAGGCCAUGUCCAGCACCAUCCGCGCCUCGUCCGCGGGCGUGCGGGAGGCGCGCCUGCGUUCGAACGGCCUGUCGCAGCAGGGGGCGGCCUACCUCCUGGAGGCGCUGCCCGAGGACGUCGUGUCCGUGGACAUCUCGCAGAACAGCCUCGGGCACGACGCCAGCGCGCUCUGCAGAGCGCUCAGCAGGCUGACCAACCUGCGUAGCCUCAGUAUGUCGGACAGCCAGAUUCACGACUCGGGCUGCAAGGCUCUCAUGGGCUGCCUGGCGGCGUGCAAGCAGCUCGUCUCCCUCGACCUGAGCGGGAACUCCAUCUACCACGGCGGUGCACAAAUCGGGUCCUUCGUGGAGAGGCACAGGACGCUGGAGAGCCUGGACGUCCACUGGAACCACAUCUCCGGCGACAGCGGCCGCGACCUCGCCCGGGGCAUCCGGGAGAACGGGUCCGCCGCGGGCGCGUUGAGGAACGUGAACUUGUCCUGGAAUCCUCUCGGCAAGGCUGGAGGCGAAGACACCUGCCGACAGCUGGCGCAAGCCUUCUCGCUGGGAAAGCUGGAGCACGUAGACCUGAAGAAUUGCGACCUGUCGGCUGCCCUCUGCCGGAUCCUCGCCGACGGAAUGAGGGAGAACACCUCAGUCCUCGGCAUCCACAUCGAGGGCAACGGCCUCCUGGAGAUGCCAGGGGACGGCUGGGUGGGUGCGCGCGUGGACCCGUGGGGCUUCCUGCUCGUGCGGCUGAGCUACGUGCCGGGCAUCUCCGGGCCCGAGCUGCCGCCGGGCGCGCCCACCGCGUGGGUGUUCACCUCCGCCGACUCCUUCGCGAGGGGCGUGAGGAUGACGAGGUUCGGGGAGGAGCUCGUGGCCUACCUCAUGGCCCCGCGGGGCCAGCUGCUCUACUGCUUCCAGGUGGGCGGCCGGCUGCUGACGUCCGCCACGUCGCGGCUCGCGCCGGAGCUGGCCGUCGGGAUGAGGCCGCGCCGCGUGCGGCGGGAGCCCGUGGGCGGCGAGGGCGCGGCGGGCCCGCUGGAAGCGGACGUCGUGCGCUUCAACGCCCUCCAGGUGUCCCAGCGCCCGGCGGGCGAGCGGGCGUGCCGGUGGCUCGUGCCCCGCCGGCCGGGCGAGCUGCGCGCGGGGGACGGCGGCCGGCCCGCGGAGUGGCACGUCGAGCGCUCCCUCUUCGCGCACCACGAGGACCCGCUGCGGCACCAGGGCUUCUGCGAGCGGCGCUUCGAGGUGGACUGGGGCCUGGCGUCCUGUGCGGAGCUCGUGGGCGAGGACGAGGACGCGGUCCGGGACUUCCUGGGGCGGGCCUACGGCGAGGUGCAGAUGCUCUACUCCUCGUUCUGCUCCGUCGACUGGGAGAACGCACAGCGCCGCCCCUCGGACCGGCAGUGGCCGCUGAGCUUCGGGGUGACGCUCCACGAGUACGCCCACCUCCUCGUGCAGGGCGCGCUGCUGACCGGCGAGUUCGGCCUCGGGGAGGCCGACGCGCACUUCGUCAUCGCGGCCGCGGCGCCCAGCCUGCUGGCCGCCCGCAAAGCCGCCGCGCGCGCGGCGCAGUGGCGCCACGACGUCCUCCACAGCGAGGUCGUCGAGGCGGAUGCCCAGACCAACCUGUGGGACCGCACGUGGCUCUGGAGGGCAUCCGCGAUGGAGCGCUUCGACGAGACCAGGAGCACAGACCACCUCGAGUUGUGGUUCGUCGAGUUCCUGGAGGCCAUGGCCCGGCUCGCGGCGCUGCUGCGCUCGCGCGCGCUCGCCGGCGGCCCCGACGACGCGCCGGAGGCCGGCCGCGCGGAGGACGGGCUUGGCCCAGUGCCCCCCGCCUUCGCGUUCGGACUGGACAAGGACGGGGUCAUGGACAAGGACGCGUUCGCGGGCCACCUCGACGCGUUCCUGGGCUCGGCCGCCGUGCGAGCGGCCGCUCGACCGCCGAGCGGCGGCGCGGCCCCGGCCUGA
Messenger RNA from Prorocentrum cordatum, 2079 nucleotides. The record is from the annotation of a GenBank genome assembly. NCBI's taxonomy places the organism in Eukaryota, Dinophyceae, Prorocentrales, Prorocentraceae.